Messenger RNA from Phalaenopsis equestris, 1783 nucleotides. Its product is annotated as zinc-finger homeodomain protein 6-like. The transcript has a single exon. Gene Ontology annotation, cellular component: nucleus. Bases 480 to 1226 code for a protein of 248 amino acids. Gene Ontology annotation, biological process: regulation of developmental process; regulation of DNA-templated transcription. Gene Ontology annotation, molecular function: DNA-binding transcription factor activity; transcription cis-regulatory region binding. The record is from RefSeq and is a predicted model, not a curated record. Lineage: Eukaryota; Viridiplantae; Streptophyta; Magnoliopsida; Asparagales; Orchidaceae.
CGUCACAAUUAUGAGGGCAUGGGACCAUCUUGCAGGUCGGGAGAGGGGUGAAACAUGCCCCUGUCAGUUGUUAUGCACUUCUGCACCGCCCUAAUCUCCCAUCUCAUCACCCUUCUCUUCUCCUUCUCAAGCAAAGGAGAACCCAAAGCCCCUCUUUCCUCCGUCCUCUUAAUCAAACCUGAAACUUUGCUCACCUCCGAAGCCCACCUAUUUUUUUGCUUUUCAUGCUAGUCUUCAUUUUCUCUCUCUCGCGUAAGUAAAAGCCAUAAAAAUUUCUUCUUUUGAUGAGAUUUGUUGCCGCCUGCUCCUUAUCAGUGAAAUUAAAGUUCCCAACCCGAAGCUUUCUUUACUAGCAGGUCGUUGGACGGGCGACACGCCUCUCCUUCGCUUCUCCCUAUUCCAUCGUUUCCUUUUCUUGGCCGGUGCAUUUAUCUGUGUUGGGAAACGAGACAGCCAUCAAUACAUAAUCUUUGGGAUUAAUGGACUUCAGAAGCAACCAUGACGAUGGACCGCUCAUUAGUCCCGUCUCUCUCGACCAUUCCCCUCCUCCAAUCCGCGCCUCCGCCUUCUCUAAACCAUCUUCUUCCUCCCACAACCGUUUCCUCCUCUCUCCUACUUCGACGCGUGCCGCUACAUCGAAGUAUCGAGAAUGCUUGAAGAACCAUGCCGCCAGCAUCGGCGGCCACGUUCUCGACGGCUGUGGCGAGUUCAUGCCCAACGAAGACGACAACUUAAAAUGCGCCGCUUGCGCUUGCCACCGCAGUUUCCACCGUAAGGCCUCUGCUAAUUUGCCUUUAAUUCUCCCACCGCCUCCGCUGCAUAAUUACCGUCACAAUCAAAAGCAUUUCGGGUUCCAGCCCAGUCUAAGUGGUGGUACGACUACCGAUUCUUCUAGCGAGGAGCAGAUGGACGUCGCCGACAUUGCAGCGACAGUGGCACAGCCCACUCGUAUUGUGCUGGCGGCGUCAAGGAAGCGGUUUAGGACAACGUUUACGGCGGAGCAGAAGGAGAAGAUGCUGGAUUUUGCGGAAAGAGUUGGUUGGAGACUACAGAAGCAGUAUGAGAAUGCCAUUGAUGAGUUUUGUAACGAGAUUGGAGUUCGCAGAAAAGUUUUCAAGGUAUGGAUGCAUAACAACAAGCACUCUAUAAGAAAACAGCAGCUGCUGAUACAGAACCAGCCGCAUGAAGAGCUUGAGCACCUUAGUCUUCAGCAACGGGAGCAGUAGACGUUGAUGAUGAAGGUAAUGAGAGAGAUAAUGAAAAUAGUUUUAGUGGAACAAAUGUAAAAUUUGACUUGUUUUAUGCGUGUUUUUUUUAUUUUUUUUUGGCCAUUGGCUAGCUCAUCAGGGUUUGAUUCCUGACAUCAAAGUUGUUGCUUUUAUUAGUUUUCAGCCACUAUUAGGCGAUGAUAUCUUGUUCUCUCCCAUCUUUUUCUCUUGCUUUAUGAAUAUGCAUUGGUUUCUGAGGCUAAGCAUUAGCAUGGCUGCUUUCUUUGGACCAAGAUGAAAUAUUAUUGUUGCUCAUCCAUUCUCUUUCUGUGAACAUUGGAGCAGCUAAGUUGAGAAAAUUAAUCCAUUUGUCCUUUGAAACACCAGGCUAGCAACCGGGUAAAGUGGGCUGCUUUUUGGUGUUCUUCUAUCCUCUUUCAAGGAAAGGACCACCUUAAAGAUCCCAUGCAUUGUUCAUUUUGUUUCGUAUUGUUGAUAUGUUUGUUUCCUUGUGAUGUAUGCUAUUGUAAUAGGUUUUCUUACAAUUAGCGAGUUUGUACACUAAAUUGGAUUUG